GACUUUUUGCUUAACCUCUAAAGAGAGAGAAUUGUCGGAUUCUCCUAACUACACAACAGCUAUGGAAGCCCAGCAAUCAUUUCCAGCCAACCUUCCCGGAAUCUAUUACCACAGCCAAUCAUGUCUUGACCAUGGUCCACCUUUCACAGGCUGGAUUGAUAUGAAUGAACCAAGCUGGACAAGCACUCCAACUCAAUCAUUCGAGCUACCAGUAGACUUCCACACUCUACCGAAUACAGAUUUCACAAAAGAGACAACCAAGAAUUACCCGGAAUCGAUUUCGGUCAAUGUUGAUCUACCUUCCCCAAGAAUUGAAAAACGACGUGUCCAGAAUCGCGCCUCGCAAAAAGCUUUUCGGCAGCGUCAGGCGGACUACAUGCGGACGCUGGAACUAGAGCUAGAAGAGCUCCGUACAAAGUAUGACAACUUGUGCCUGCAGGUAGGGCGAAUCAAACAGGCGGUGGAGGAAAUGUGCAUGGAAGGGUUGAAGCCUUAGACUCCUUGAGAGAAUGGAUUGAGACAAGUUGGAGGAAGCGGAUGAAGAUUCGGACGAAAACUACGUGGAAUUGAGUAUGGCUGAGAUUCAGAACCUAGUCUCCCACUCUCUCAUAUCCAUUUGUUUGAAUGCGGAGGGUCAUGAUAAAAGCAUUUUCAUCUUGGCAAAACCCUGUAUUCGUUUAUUUCGCACGGUUCUGGUAGUUCACUCAAAACACUUAAAAAAAUGAAAUAAAU
Molecule: messenger RNA, 732 nt
Organism: Hyaloscypha bicolor E
Lineage: Eukaryota; Fungi; Ascomycota; Leotiomycetes; Helotiales; Hyaloscyphaceae
Exons: 2
Coding region: 62-496 (144 amino acids)
Biological process (GO): regulation of DNA-templated transcription
Molecular function (GO): DNA-binding transcription factor activity
Source: RefSeq, a predicted model, not a curated record